Haliotis rufescens (red abalone) is the source of this 951-nucleotide messenger RNA. RefSeq lists its product as uncharacterized. Lineage: Eukaryota; Metazoa; Mollusca; Gastropoda; Lepetellida; Haliotidae. The record is from RefSeq and is a predicted model, not a curated record. The transcript has 4 exons. The coding region runs from base 113 to 445 and encodes 110 amino acids.
UUACAGAUUACUGAUAACACAGCCCGGAGGUGUGUUUCAGAAAUAAUUUGCAAACUUGAUCUCAGGUGUGUACCAGUAAAACGUCAUUUUGGAGGUCCUUUGGAAGAGCAACAUGUUUUCUAAACUGGUGAUAGUUUCCCUAUGCGUGAUGGCUCUCAGCAUCAAUGUGGAAGGUACAUGUGACGAAAAUGCCUGCUCCUCAGAAACGAAGAAUUACCUACGACUUUUAUCAAAGGAUGGUUUAUCUAGCCAGGAGGUGUGCCCGGUUGCCUUCGCACUUAUUGACUGUCAAAAAGGAGUCAUCAAAAAUUGCGGAAUGGAUUCAUCUUUACUCGAUCCUUUGAAGAGUUAUUUUGAGCAGAACGGCUGCAAUUCAGCCGAAAAACUUUUCGUCUUCAGUCCAUUCCUACUCCUACUUCUCCUUUUGGCCAAGUCAGUUAACUAAAUAGAUUCGGUAUUCUGAACAUACACUGAACAUGCAUGUACUUGUCCUUUGUAAGUUUCAGAGAUAAGUGAUCUUUAUGUAUAACAUAAGUAUAAAAUAGAUAAGCUCUAAAUUGGAUAAUCUAUCAAUGUGGAAGUGAAAGUAAGAAAAUCAAUUUUACCUAGUAGCAGUCUAUCACCUGUUCCUGCUUUGUUAGAAAGUUGACUUGAUUGUGUUGCUACAAUACUCGAUGUUGUGAAACCUCGAUGGUAAAGACACAAUUGAUCCGGAAAUCCUGCAGUCUGGAAAAAUACAUUCGAGUUCAACUGUGGAAUAUACUAAUCCGGACCAUUUUUAUAGUGAACGGUAUUGACAGGAUCAAACGGAAUCACAUACAAAAUGGCUACAAAUUUUGUUUUGUUUGUUUGUUGUUUAACGCCGCACUCAGAAAUAUUACAGCUCUAUGACAGCGGUCUGUAAAAUAAUCGAGUCUGGACCAGAUAAUCCAGUGAUUGACAUCAUGAGCA